AAAAUGUUACAACAAAUUUGGAGUGUGUGGAAGCCGUCAUAUCGAUUUUGGAGACCUGGUAGCCGGCACAUGCUACUGCUGGGAUGGACAGCCAUGUUGAUUGCGAUGAGUGUGGAGGGCGCAGAGGUCAGAUGCCCCGAGGAGUGCGACUGCCGCGUUGGUUUUGACCCUGAGGAGGGCGCGGCCCUGCGCGUGGCGUGCGCGCGCGGCGGCAUGCACGCCGUGCCCGUCGACUACCUUGACCGCGGCGCACACGUCAUCAUCAUCACCGCUCCCAUCGACCAGCCCAACUUCCUCACAAUCGGCCCGAUUUUCACCCAGCCCACCCCAUUCGCAAACCUCCGCGAACUUCACAUCGUCAACUCCAACGUACCAUCCAUCGGCCAGUACUCCUUUUGGGGUCUCCAAAACUUAAGGUUACUUAAUUUGACAUACAAUAACCUCACCGGUAUAGGAGCAGACAACUUUAGAGGGCUCAUCAAUCUCACUGACCUACACCUCGAUCACAACAACAUAGAACAAAUGCCCAGCGAGACAUUCAGACAUCUGACCUCACUGAGGACGUUAAUUUUGUCUCACAAUAAAAUAUCAUCGUUAGUACCUCGUUUAUUCAGAAUGUUGGCGAAACUUUCUUAUUUGGAUUUAAGCGAUAAUCCUCUCGCAGAUUUAAAUCCUGAAAACAAAUUGCAAACAUUAAGUGAACAAGAUUUGCAAAGACUAGAAGCGAUAGCACAAAUCAAUUUGUCAAAAAACACUUGGCACUGCGAUCAAUGCUCAGUGGGAACUAUGUUAAUUUAUAUGACGACAACUGUUUUGAAUGGGACGUUACGGAAUGCGAAGUGCUACUCCCCGAUGAGGUUGCACGGGGUCAAGUUCGGAGAUUUGAGCUACGACCGGCUGGACGGGUGCCCGAGCACGCACGAGGCGCAGAUGAGCGUGAUCGCGGGGCUGAUGCUGCUGUGCGUGGCCGUGCUAGCCGCAGUGGCGGGCGCGCUCUGCUGCACGCGCCGCCGUGCUGCGCAUUAUUACACCAAUGAAGAGAAGCGCCGUGAGCGCGACCACGACCACCCCGAGGAGCUGCUCGGCCGCACCGAGCUGGGCAGCGUGGCCACCAUCCACGCUCCUUACCACCUCGUCACGAAGGGCAGUUAA
This is a messenger RNA of Pectinophora gossypiella (pink bollworm), 1152 nucleotides long. RefSeq names its product leucine-rich repeat-containing protein 15-like. NCBI's taxonomy places the organism in Eukaryota, Metazoa, Arthropoda, Insecta, Lepidoptera, Gelechiidae. The record is from RefSeq and is a predicted model, not a curated record. Gene Ontology annotation, molecular function: protein binding. The coding region runs from base 4 to 1152 and encodes 382 amino acids. The transcript has 3 exons.